Messenger RNA from Bactrocera oleae (olive fruit fly), 1408 nucleotides. RefSeq names its product GID complex subunit 8 homolog protein Houki (gene Hou). Gene Ontology annotation, biological process: proteasome-mediated ubiquitin-dependent protein catabolic process. Gene Ontology annotation, molecular function: protein binding. Lineage: Eukaryota; Metazoa; Arthropoda; Insecta; Diptera; Tephritidae. Gene Ontology annotation, cellular component: cytoplasm; nucleus. The record is from RefSeq and is a predicted model, not a curated record.
UUAGUAAUAUCGAAUCUCUAUUAAACAAUAAAUCAAGAAAAACUUUUAGAGACCGACAAGGGUUUAUAGUAGAGGUUUUCCUUUCUCAUUACUGAACAUACCAAUUGUACGAAUGGCAUGAGCAAAGCAAAAUACAAUUAAAAUCGCUCCAGCUUCGGAAAUUAGCAGAAGUAAAAGUUGUAUAUUUUUGAUGAAUCGAAAUUUUCAAAAAAAAAAAAAAGUAUAAAUAUAAAUCAGAACAUAUCAAAUACGCAUAAUUGUACAUAAUUAAAAAAAAAAUCUAUUUCGAGUGUUUGGUAUUUUAAAACGGCCUCAAAAUUGGCAAAAUAAGGAGGAAUAAAAAAAUGAGCUACAACGAAAAGUGUGAUAGUAUAACAAAGGAAGAUUGGAUGCGAAAGUUGGAACAAUUUCCAUAUAAGCAAAGCGAUAUGAAUCGAUUAAUUAUGAAUUAUUUAGUAACUGAGGGAUUCAAGGAGGCUGCGGAAAAGUUUCAGUUAGAAGCGGGACUUGAACCGAGUGUUGAAUUAAGUUCAUUAGAUGACCGUAUACUCAUACGAGAAGCAGUUCAAAGUGGUCGCAUACAGGAGGCCACACAUCUCGUAAAUCAAUUGCAUCCCGAGUUGCUAGACAAUGACCGUUAUUUAUUCUUUCACCUACAACAGUUGCAACUCAUUGAAUUGAUUCGUGCUGGAAAAAUUGAAGAAGCUUUAACAUUUGCCCAAAAUAAAUUAUCCGAAGCAGGAGAGGAUAUUCCUGAAGCACUUAACGAACUUGAACGGACUUUAGCACUGUUAGCUUUCGAAAAACCACAAAAUAGUCCUUUUUCUGAUUUGUUAGAACAGUCACAUAGACAAAAGAUUGCCAGUGAACUGAAUGCAGCCAUACUUAAAUGUGAACAUAGCACUGAUUCAACACCUAAAGUAAUGUUCUUACUAAAAUUAAUCCUAUGGGCGCAAUCGAAACUAGACAUUCGGGAUGUUCAUUAUCCAAAAAUGUCUAAACUGGAAACAGCUCUCAUUGAGAAACCCAAAUAGUUCUUUAAAAGAGUGGAUUGAAGAGUGAUUGGAAAUAACCAGAAGCAAAGUGUUUUUAAGGUUUAUUAGCUGGCGUUUGCUUUCUUAGUAAGAAAUAUUAAUAUUAGGAUAUGUAUAUGUAAUCGUGUGUACAUUCUCUACGAAAUAAAUAAAUUCACAAAUGCAAACUAAAAAGGGUUUAUUGGAUUCGUUUGCUCCAGUCUAGUCUGGCUGUAUUGGAAUCAUAUAAACUCAAUAAUUUAUUUACUGGAAAAUUCUAUAAAAAUUUAUUAUGAGAAAUAGUACAAAAACAAUAUUAAUUGAUUAACGAAUAUACAUAUUUUUUCUUGUUUUAAAGCGAGUAAAUAAAACCUUAUUUCGUUUUGAAAAUGUAA